CAGAAGGGUGGUAGGCACGGAUCCUUUGCGGAGGUGAAGGGACAGCAUUAGCCCAGAAUCCCGGAGCUGGCACGCGGACAGGUCACAGCUGCAGGGCCGCUAUGAGCCUGGUAGCCUGUGAAUGUCCACAUGGCCCAGGUCCAGAGCCAGAGCCCUGUUCGCGAGCUCGGUCCCAGGCCUGCCUGUACCUGGAACAGAUCCGUAACCGGGUAGCUGCGGGGACGCCUGACGUGACCAAGCGGGACUACCUGGUAGAUGCAGCCACUCAGAUCCACCUGGCCCUGGAGCGAGAUGUUAGCGAGGAUUACGAGGCCGCCUUCAACCACUACCAGAACGGUGUGGACGUGCUGCUCCGCGGCGUACACGUUGACCCUAACAAAGAGAGACGUGAAGCUGUAAAGUUGAAAAUUACCAAGUACCUACGGAGGGCAGAGGAGAUCUUCAACUGCCACCUACAGCGGACACUGGGCAGUGGAGCCAGCCCCGACACGGGCUUCAGCAGCCUGAGGCUCCGGCCCAUCCGCACACUGAGCUCUGCUCUGGAGCAGCUGAGAGGAUGCAGGGUGGUUGGGAUCAUUGAGAAGGUGCAGUUGGUCCAGGACCCAGCAACGGGAGGAACCUUCGUUCUGAAGAGCCUUCCCAGAUGCCACGUGGUGAGCCGGGAGCGGCUGACCAUCAUCCCACACGGCGUCCCCUACAUGACGAAACUGCUGCGCUACUUUGUGAGUGAGGACUCUAUCUUCUUGCACCUGGAGCAUGUGCAAGGAGGCAGGUUGUGGUCACAUCUACUCUCCCAGGCCCACUUUAAAUAUGCUGGGCUCAAGUCUGGCUCUGUUCAGGAGAAGUCAAAAGUCCAGCUCAACACCCGCCUCUGCCUCGUGACCCCAGCAAAGCUCCUACCAGGCCACACUUCGGGGCAGGAAAGAAUCCCAAAGGAGCCUCCAUGGACUUCUCAGAGCCUUCUCCCAGUCAAGGGGAUCCCAUCCCUCCAGCCUCAGGAAGAGGCUGACAGUGAACCUUCGGCCAGGACCGGUCCUUUCUGCUUUUCGGACCUCACAGAAGCUCCAUGUGGCCACUCACGCAGCCAAGUCAGGCGAGCCGGCCAGAGUUUGAACACUGCACCCAGCCGGAGGCUCCACUGGUUACGGGAAGGGGCUGACCGGGUGCUAGGGGUCUACGGCCGAGGCAGAGGCCAGAACCCCGCAUCGGCAAACAGGGCCAGCCUGGGGUGUGGACGAGCGGUCUGGAGCUCGAGGGAGGAGCAGGUGAGGCAGUGGGCAGCCGAGAUGCUCGUGGCCUUGGAGGCACUCCAUGAGCAAGGGGUACUGUGCCGGGAUCUUAACCCACAGAACCUGCUUCUGGAUCAGGCAGCCUUGGGACCGCUUAGGGAUUCCAGCUGCUCAGUGAUGCUACUUUCAACCUUUGCCCCACCAUUCCUCCCUACACACCCUGGACAAGGUCACAUCCGACUCACGUAUUUUGGCCAGUGGUCAGAAGUGGAGCCGCGGUGCAGCCAGGAGGCUGCAGACAGCCUGUACAGUGCUCCAGAGGUUGGGGGGAUUUCUGAGCUGACCGAAGCCUGUGACUGGUGGAGCUAUGGGUCACUUCUGUAUGAACUGCUCACGGGAACGGCCCUGUCCCAGAGCCACCCCUCAGGAUUCCAGGCCCACACCCAACUUCAGCUGCCUGAAUGGCUCAGUCGCCCAGCAGCCUCUCUGCUGACUGAGCUGUUGCAGUUUGAUCCCCAGCGGCGCCUCGGUGCUGGAGGUGGUGGCGCCAGCAAACUCAAGUCCCACCCCUUUUUCAGUACUAUCCAAUGGAGCCGACUAGUGGGGUAAGGGGUGGGUAAGUGGACAAAGAAGAUGGCUUAGUUCUUGAUUGUCUACCACCUGGCUGGCCCUUCAUCAGUGGACCUCAGGGGACGAAGGUGGGGCGGUAGCUGCUUUACCUGCUCAGAACCUGCUUGGGCCUCAGACGUGUGACUGCUUCUAGUCUAAAGAAGUCAGCCCCUGUAACUGUUGGGAGAGGCGGUGAGGUGCACCCUGCUGAGCGACCUGCACCCAUCAGCAACAGAUACCUGUUGGACACACACUUUGCACAGUUGGCUGGGACCUCUCAUGUUAAAUGCUGCCUUCUGUUGCUCUAGCUCCAAACGUCUCAACACCUGCCGAGCCGACUGACACACUUGGUGACACAGACAUGUUGUACACCAACCACUUAAGACAUCUCAGGACACUGAUCCCAUGGCUCAGUAAAUCCAACCAAGACUGUCCUGGGUCCAUUUUCGCAGGCUGCUUCUACCAGAUGUUUGUUCCCACAGGGCUUGGGGCACUCGGAAGUAGGUUAUUCUGUAGGGUUAAGUAGGGAGAGGUGGGGAAGUAUGGCCCACUGACUUUGGAGAAUCAGCUAAGGGGAAGAGAUGUCAGUAGGGUUACAAGUGGGUAAGAAUGCACUUUUAGCACUCAGACUGAGUUUGCAAACAGAAUAAAGAGUUUUAUUCUCUG
Microtus ochrogaster (prairie vole) is the source of this 2504-nucleotide messenger RNA. It is a transcript of the gene Rps6kl1, whose product is annotated as ribosomal protein S6 kinase like 1. Lineage: Eukaryota; Metazoa; Chordata; Mammalia; Rodentia; Cricetidae. The record is from RefSeq and is a predicted model, not a curated record. Gene Ontology annotation, biological process: protein phosphorylation. Gene Ontology annotation, molecular function: protein kinase activity; ATP binding.